Saxophila tyrrhenica is the source of this 1425-nucleotide messenger RNA. RefSeq lists its product as uncharacterized. The transcript has 2 exons. The record is from RefSeq and is a predicted model, not a curated record. Gene Ontology annotation, biological process: DNA-templated transcription; positive regulation of transcription by RNA polymerase II. Gene Ontology annotation, molecular function: sequence-specific DNA binding; zinc ion binding; DNA-binding transcription factor activity, RNA polymerase II-specific. Lineage: Eukaryota; Fungi; Ascomycota; Dothideomycetes; Mycosphaerellales; Extremaceae. Bases 1 to 1425 code for a protein of 474 amino acids.
AUGGAUUCAACCUACGUCCCGACCUUCUUCGUCUUCAUGGUGUACGCUAUCGGAUCUCAGUCAUCAGCCGUGGAUGACCACGCGUCAGCAGAAGGCUACUAUACUAUAGCAAUGCAAUACCUGGAGCCGAUUCUGGAAAUUGACGGGCUCGAAUCAAUCCAGGCGCUGCUGGCGAUCGGAGUUUUCUCUGCCCGAUCACCAUACGGCGUAAGCCUUUGGAAGAUCUCUGGUAUGGCGAUGCGGCUAUGUGUUCAGCUGGGCUAUCAUAGAUCCACCGAGAAGUAUCGUCGCUCUGGAGAUUCGUUGACCAAAGAGAUGUCGAAGAGGUGUUUCUGGGUAGCAUAUGACUUCGAUCGCUAUACAGGCUCUAUUCUCGGGCUGCCCGGAGCGAUAUCUGACCAGUCAAUUGAUGUUGAGCUCCCUCUAGACGUAGACGACGAACAGAUCACACCAGCCGGUAUUCUUCCAGCCGUACCGCAGCGCUCGCCAACGACGAUGACAGGUACCAUUCAUCUAAUCAAGCUGCGACAGAUCUGGUCGAAGUUUAGCACGCACCUGUUCCCAACGUCCUCACUCUGCAGCCACGGUGACCACGUUGACAGUAGCCCAACCAUAGAAGAGCUGCGGGAGCAACUGGAGCAAUGGCGAGCAUCAGCGCCAACCAUCUUCGAUCAACCAUCGGAUACACCUCUGUCCGUAUUUGCCUCUCGCGGCUGGUUCCACGUGGCAUACAACCAUUCGAUACUGCUCUUGUACAGGCAUUACCUCAUGGACACGAAGCCAUACAAGUGCAGCAGGCCUUUACCUCGUACACCCGAGAUCGUCGACCGAGCGUAUCAAGAAUCUCACUCUAAAGCAAGAGACUUAUGCCUGAUCUAUCGGCGACUCUAUCAGAACCCUUGCAUCAAAUUUACAUGGAGCAGCCUGCACAUGACCUUUUACAGCGGGCUGACCUAUCUCUAUUGCCUUUGGCGAUCGAAGUCGAUCCGAGACGCAGCAAAACAGCGGGAUGUGUUCAAUACACUGAAUGCUUGUCAGACUGUACUGGUCGUCCUUGCUGAGCGAUGGAAGCUCGCCGCCUCUUAUCGGGACUUGUUCGAGACGUUGUCAGAGCGGACCAUCAGCAUGAUGUCUGGUGAUCUGGAUCAGGAAGCGACGCCAGGAACUGCCACAGGAACUGCCACAGCUACUCAUGACGACGCAGCAGGUCCAGAGCCAGUUCUCGCAGCUCAGGACUGGUCCAAUGGCUUCGACGGAAUGGAUCUGCCUCCAGAGUCUGAGUGGAUGAUCUCGGAGAUGGUCCAAGGGGUUCAGGACGCUGAUGCAAACAUCUUCGAGGACUUCACGAACGUUGAAAUCAACUACGACUUCCUGUCCGAGGACCUGCAAAUUCCUUCCACGCGGAACAACGGGGGUGUGAUGUGA